AUGGCGAACGACAAUCUGCUUCUGGUCGGCUCUAUGGGCCACAUUGGCGGUGCCGCUCUGGACGAGCUUGUUAGGACGUAUCCCGAACUCCAGAUCAAUGCGGUCGUCCGAUCGGAGAAGGAUUUGGCUAUUUUAGAGAAGCAGUACCAUCAUGCGAACGUGAAAGUCGUUAUUGGUAGUCUUAAGGACAUAGGACUCAUGGAAAGUCUGUCAAGAGAUGCAACCAUCGUCCUCAAUUGCGGUCCGGAUGUCCCCAACCGUCCUGGAAUCGAGGCGCUGCUUCGUGGUCAAGCGGCAAAAGUUAGAGAGACGUUUUACAUUGGCACCUCUGGAGCAGACAUAAUAUGGGACGCACCAACGGGGGAGACCGAAGGGCGCAUUUGGGACGAUGUUGCCAAUGUAGACGAGAUUUUCGCGCUACCAAACAAGUCGCACAUCCCCACGGAUCGUAUUGUGCUUGAGGCCAACACGGCUCUUCUCCAUAGCGCCAUUGUCUCGCCUGGCUUCGUUACAGGCGUGAGCCCCAGCUCCACGCACCCUACACCGCUUACAUUUCCUGACUGGUUAUAUGUCGUGAAGGCCCUCGACAGUGGGGUGACCAUAUCGAAAGGUGUGAACAGGAUCAGCUUUGUGGACGUGAAGGAGCUGGGACGGCUUUACACGGCUCUUGUGGGUGACGCAUUGAAACGACUCCAGGGAGGGCAGUACGGCACUGAGGAGAUUGCGGUCUGGGGUCCAAAGUCGUAUUACUUCGGGAAAAAUCUGGAGGUAUCAGCACGGGAGUUUAUGAUCGUUCACCUUAUACCGGCUCUGAAGAAAUAUGGUGCGCCAUAUCCGAGCUCCGAGGAGGUCAAGGAAGCCACCACCAAGACAAUAUUGAGGGUGAUCAUGGAGAGGCUUGGACUUGCGGGUGAUGUUAAUGCUGAAAGGUCUAACAGCUACCGCGCCGAUGUGCUUGGUGUGAAUAUGAGAAUAACUGGAACAAGGGCUACGAAGGCGCUUGGGUUCGCUUGGGCAGACGGUGAUGCGGGCAUCGACGAAGCUGUUAGAGCAUUCCUCCGCAGAUAA
Messenger RNA from Truncatella angustata, 1068 nucleotides. RefSeq lists its product as uncharacterized. The transcript has 3 exons. The record is from RefSeq and is a predicted model, not a curated record. Lineage: Eukaryota; Fungi; Ascomycota; Sordariomycetes; Amphisphaeriales; Sporocadaceae. Bases 1 to 1068 code for a protein of 355 amino acids.